Bufo bufo (common toad) is the source of this 4119-nucleotide messenger RNA. RefSeq names its product adaptor related protein complex 1 subunit gamma 1 (gene AP1G1). The record is from RefSeq and is a predicted model, not a curated record. Gene Ontology annotation, molecular function: clathrin-cargo adaptor activity. Bases 515 to 3022 code for a protein of 835 amino acids. The transcript has 25 exons. Gene Ontology annotation, biological process: Golgi to vacuole transport; receptor-mediated endocytosis; intracellular protein transport. Gene Ontology annotation, cellular component: membrane coat; AP-1 adaptor complex; Golgi apparatus. Lineage: Eukaryota; Metazoa; Chordata; Amphibia; Anura; Bufonidae.
CUGACGUCAUCACUGGCUGCCCUGGCCGCUUUUCUCGUGUGUCCUUCCGCUCGAUCACGAAAAAAAAAAAAAAAAAAGAAUUCCGGCCCAAGUAGGAAGGCUCUCGGUGAGCGGUGUUUCACGCGCCUCCACUCGCGGCUUCUGCGUUACCUCCGUGUCCCGAUUCCACUCACGCUCCGUCCAUCGCCUUCACGGGACGCCUUUCCCGUCUGCUUCGUACAGAUCCUUCCGCACAGCCGCGGUGCUGCGGCCCAUCAGCCGCCAUUUUGGGUGUCCCGGAGCCGAGGAAAUAGCAGCAGCACCGGGCGGGUCCACACUCCGGUGGUUCCACGCUGCACUCCACUCCUCUUCCGCUCGACCUGUCUGGAUUGCUGAGUUGGUCUUGUAUGACCCUCCCCUGUCAAGAUCCCAUUCACCAGAAUACAAAGCUUCUUGGGGAGGGGCGUCACCCUUCUCUGAGCCUGAUUUAGACAGGGGAAGGGUGAAGAGGAGAGUGUCGUGUAACUUGGGGCCGAUGGACUUGUUGGAGACACUGUCAGACCUGGCAAGUGAAAAAUGGAAGAGGAUGCCGGCCCCUAUCAGACUGCGGGAGCUGAUCCGCACCAUCCGGACAGCACGCACACAAGCUGAGGAGCGGGAGAUGAUCCAGAAGGAGUGUGCCGCCAUCCGCUCAUCAUUCCGCGAGGAAGACAACACAUAUCGCUGCCGCAAUGUGGCCAAGCUGCUAUAUAUGCACAUGCUGGGAUAUCCUGCUCAUUUUGGUCAGCUGGAGUGCUUGAAACUCAUUGCCUCUCAGAAAUUCACAGACAAGAGGAUCGGUUACCUUGGUGCGAUGCUCCUGCUGGACGAAAGACAAGAUGUGCACUUGUUGAUGACCAAUUGCAUUAAGAAUGACCUGAAUCACAGCACCCAGUAUGUGCAGGGUUUGGCCCUGUGCACAUUGGGCUGCAUGGGAUCCUCGGAGAUGUGCAGAGACCUGGCAGGAGAGGUAGAGAAACUUCUGAAAACGUCCAACUCCUACCUACGUAAGAAGGCUGCCUUAUGUGCCGUUCACGUCAUCAGAAAGGUCCCUGAACUUAUGGAAAUGUUUUUACCUGCAACGAAAAACCUGCUGAACGAGAAGAACCACGGAGUUCUGCAUACCUCCGUGGUGCUCCUGACAGAGAUGUGUGAGCGAAGCCCCGACAUGUUGUCACAUUUUAGGAAGAAUGAGAAGCUUGUUCCUCAGCUAGUUCGUAUCCUUAAGAAUCUCAUAAUGUCCGGGUAUUCUCCAGAGCAUGACGUGUCUGGCAUCAGUGACCCUUUCUUACAGGUCCGGAUACUCCGACUUCUCAGGAUUCUUGGUCGAAAUGACGAUGACUCAAGUGAAGCGAUGAAUGACAUCUUGGCGCAGGUUGCAACAAACACAGAAACCAGCAAAAAUGUUGGCAACGCCAUUCUGUAUGAAACGGUCUUAACUAUCAUGGACAUAAAAUCAGAAAGUGGCCUGCGGGUUUUAGCAAUUAAUAUUCUGGGACGGUUCUUAUUAAAUAACGACAAGAAUAUUCGCUAUGUUGCUUUGACAUCCCUACUUAAAACUGUACAGACGGAUCACAAUGCAGUCCAGAGACACCGCAGCACCAUUGUCGACUGUCUGAAGGACCUGGACGUCUCCAUUAAGAGGCGAGCCAUGGAGCUUAGCUUUGCAUUAGUGAACGGCAACAACAUCCGGGGUAUGAUGAAGGAGCUGCUUUAUUUCCUCGACUCCUGUGAACCAGAAUUCAAAGCGGAUUGUGCAUCAGGCAUCUUCUUAGCAGCAGAGAAAUAUGCUCCUUCAAAGCGGUGGCACAUAGACACAAUUAUGAGAGUCCUCACUACUGCUGGAAGCUACGUGCGGGAUGAUGCAGUACCCAAUUUAAUUCAGCUGAUCACUAAUAGCAAUGAGAUGCAUGAAUACACUGUACAGAAACUCUAUAAAGCUAUUCUGGAUGAUAUCUCCCAGCAACCUCUGGUCCAGGUGGCCUCGUGGUGUAUAGGAGAGUAUGGAGACCUGCUGGUAUCGGGCCAAUGUGAAGAGGAGGAACCUAUACAGGUCACAGAAGACGAGGUUCUGGAUAUUCUAGAGAAUGUUCUUAUUUCUAACAUGUCCGCAUCAGUUACACGAGGCUUUGCACUGACGGCCAUUAUGAAAAACUCAACUAGGUUCAGUAACACUGUCAACCGCAUUAAGAAGGUGGUUUCUAUCUAUGGGAGCAGCAUUGAUGUGGAGCUUCAGCAAAGAGCUGUGGAAUAUAAUGCUUUAUUCAAGAAGUAUGACCACAUGAGGCCUGCACUUCUGGAGAGGAUGCCUGUAAUGGAGAAGACCAUGACCAAUGGACCAACAGACGUAGCGCAAACGAAUGGUGAAGCGGAACCUGGAAUCAUAGAUACCAAACCAGUUCCGUCUACUCAACCGCCAGCCAGCCAGGCCAACGAUUUAUUAGAUCUAUUAGGAGGAAAUGACAUUCAGCUGGUUAUACCCACUGCACCACCUCCGAAACAGUCCACUGUGGGAGGAGAACUUCUAGAUUUACUGGGCGAUCUAAAUCUUGGAGCUCCUCCAGCACCUGUCCCUCAGAUGCCUGCACCCCAGCUCUUACUAGAUGGACUGUCAGGCCAACCUCUCUUCAACGAAAUAUCAGGUAUUCCACCCAUCACUGCUUACAACAAGAACGGCCUGAAAAUAGACUUCAGCUUUGAGCGGUCCAGCACAAACGCCAGUGUGACUGUGAUUACAACUCAAGCGUACAACAGCACAGACGGCGAGAUGACCGACUACGUGUUCCAGGCGGCUGUACCAAAGACGUUCCAGCUUCAGCUCCUAUCCCCGAGCAGUAAUGUCCUUCCACCCUUCAAUGCUGGUAGUGUCACGCAGGUCAUUAAAGUUCUCAACCCCCAAAAGCAACAGCUGCGUAUGCGGAUCAAGCUGACCUACAACCAUAAGGGCUCGGCUAUGCAGGACCUUGCCGAAGUGAGCAACUUCCCUCCUCAGUCCUGGCAAUAAGACGGCGCUGCGUCUCCUCUCACCCUCCCCACCCAAGAUGAAGGAACUCUGGGCUGGAGCCAAUGCCCUUGGAUUGCCAACGAUUGCACUUUGGGCCUUGGGGUAGCUGAAAAGGUUGAGGGACAUUCUGCAACCGAGUGAAGCAAUGAACACAAGGCAAGGACACUGCUGCCUCUCUCCUCCUCAACGCAAGAGGGAGCAGCCUGGCCUCCUCCAACCCUUCCCGCCCGGGAAUAAGAGCUGAUUUUCCCAGGCCGGAUCUCAUGGGAUUAUUUUUUUUUUUUUGUGUUCUUCUCCCCCCCCCCCCCCCCCCCACAUUUUCUCCUCUGUACAUUCCUGCAGACAUGUUCCCACUCAGACGCCUUCCAGGCUCCUUUCUUCACCUCUCUCUCUAGAACGGAGAGAAGCUCUUGUUUUUAGAAUAAACAUCCUAAUCCGAGGAACGAAUCGCCGCUCCCUUCAUUCUUCCGGAUACUUAAUGCCCCUCCAAAAAAAGUGCUAGUUCUGCAGCCUAAACUUUAAGCCCCCCCCCCUGAAUCUGCCGCUCGGCACCUGAUAGUAACUUCUUUGUAAAUUACUACUGUUAAUCUCUUGCAAUGAGCUGUGUCCAGGUUACAGCGCCUCCCGCAGGUUGCAUCGGGUCAUAGGGCAGGGAAGUAGUGAACGCUACAGAGGUGGCCUGUCCUGGAUCUCUGUAGAUUUGUGGUACUGAAGCCGUGACUUUCAGUAGGUAGGAUGCACAGAUGUAAAGGAGCUGACUAUACAGUAUCUGAUUUAUAUAAAUAUAUAUAUUAUUUUUUAAUUUUUUCGUUAGUUGCAGCUGCUAAUUUCUUAAUCAUUUGUAGAUUUUGCUGGGCCUGCUAAGGGGACGGGAAAAGCGGCGUCGCCCCUCAAAUGAAAUUAUUCUGUAAAUAAUAAGGGGGACGGGGGUGACGGCAGCUCCGACGUUCUCACGGGAGGCCCUAGCUGGGAAUGAUCCGCCCGCCCCUCUCUGCCGUUAGGCCGCAGGCCUGUAGAAACGGUUUCGCCGGUGAAAUGAGCUCGGAUCAUUCGUUAAAGAACAAAAGCAGCAGCGGCAAGAUACAAAAAGACAAACU